AUGAACAAGACGUUCAUUAAUCAGUCACUAAUCGUCUCAUCAAAAGCUCGACAGGAAGACGCUGAAUCACAGGAACAGAGCCGACAUGUCAACGAUUUUGAUGAACCGGUCUCACUCAUCUCUGCUGAUCUUGGCCAUGCUGUGACUCUUCAUUGCACAAUGGUAGUAAAGUCCAAUAUGGAUCUUAUAGUAUGGUACAAGCAAAAACCGGGGCGGAUCCCUCAGGGGAUCGGGAUGAUCGGAGUGGCGAUAGGGGAGAUAAUUUUACCACCGUUCAAUGAGACUGUUUAUCAACUCACCAAAACUGGAAACAUAACUUCUUUGAAUAUUCUACAUGUUACUAAAGACGAUGAAGCGAUGUACAUCUGUGGAGCUUCUCGAGUGAAUGUUAUUGAGUUUUCCAGUGGAAUCUUUUUAUCUGUUAGAGAUAAACCACAUUUGGGCAUCUCUGUGUGGCAGCGCGGCGUGUCGGACUCGGUUCCUGCAGGAGCCUCAGUGACUCUGCAGUGCUCGGUUCUCUCUGAGAGCAGAGCAGCAGAACUCCAAGUGCUCUGGUUCAGAGCUGCUCCACCACAAUCCCAUCCUCAAAUCAUUUACACUCAUCACAACAGCAGCCAUCAGUGUGAGAGCGACUCUUCUACACACACCUGUGUGUACAACUUCUCCAAGAACAUCCUCAGCCUCAAUGAUACUGGAACUUACUACUGUGCUGUGCUCCUGUGUGGGAAGAUCAUCUUCGGGAACGGGACACCAAUACAGAUGGAAAAAUCUACGGAUCCUGUAGUGAUCUACCUCGCUGUAGCUUUGGGAGUGUGUUUGCUUGUGAUCGUUGCUCAUAUCGCAACCUGUAAAGGAAGAAACUGUGAAUGUUUCACUGGGAAAUCUCAAGAAUGUAAAGUAAAGAAAACAGAAAAUAAGAGCCGUGAUGCUGGGGAGCUGAAUUAUGUUGCCUCACUGAUUAAUAAAAAGACAGGAAAGACAGAACGAGCUCACGAUAACAUUUAUACUGAAGUGAUUUACUCUUCUGUGUCUUAGAUAAUAGAUGUGUUACAACCCG
Molecule: messenger RNA, 1057 nt
Organism: Tachysurus fulvidraco (yellow catfish)
Lineage: Eukaryota; Metazoa; Chordata; Actinopteri; Siluriformes; Bagridae
Exons: 6
Coding region: 1-1035 (344 amino acids)
Biological process (GO): response to bacterium
Source: RefSeq, a predicted model, not a curated record